AUGUCGUCCAUCGGCGAGCUCAAUCUAGAAAACUAUGAUUCGACUCUAGUCACAAUUUGCACCGUCAUUUAUAUUAGCAUUGUGGGUUUCGGCGCGAUUACCGUAUCCUUGUUCAUUGCAGUUUUGAUAAAAGGUCAUUCACUAUUUAAAGAGUUCCCAUUUUUCACUAUCGUUUGGCAUUUGACAAUCGUCAACGGCAUAUCUGUGAUCCUCCAAAUCACUUGCGUUGUGCCAUCAAUGUUUUUCGAUUAUAACGAUGAAGACAAGUGGGCAAAAUGGUAUUCAUUGGGAAUCAGUGUGGUGAAUUUGACAGAAACGGCAACAUCGACUUUGGUUUUUUUGAUUGCUCUUAAUAGAUUCUCUGUUUUUGUAUUUCGACCAUUGGCAUGGGCGUUCACGAGGGAUCAUAUAAAGUACCCAUUACUCAUUGGAUGGGUCUUUAUUCUAAUUGUCAGUUACCUUCGACUCUUCCAAAUGACCGCUGUGACAAAGUUCAUAAGAAAAACCUUCGAAUUCCACGACGUUUUCCUCGUUAACGAGGGCCCAAUCUUCCUGUUUGUCGUCUCCUCGAGCUAUGUAAUCCCAGCGGCUAUAUUUCUAAUGUAUAUCAUCAUUUAUAUGUUCUUGCAAAAGAAGCGAGCCUCUUUGAGCACAUUGUCCGACGAUAAUAAUAAUAGUAACAACGACAAAAGCUUGCUUCUUCAAGGAUUCCUGCUAGCCAUCUCAAUUAUGAUUUGGAGAACAUUGUUCACAUUGACUCCGCGGGUCCGAGCUACCGGCUGGGUCAAAUACAUGAUGGUCCUAUUAAAGGCAUUGUCCAGUGUGUUGAACAACAUCCUCAACCCAAUUCUAUUCUUCACGACGAAUCAGACAGUCAGAAAGGUUUUGAAGAAUCUUCUGACAUGCCAAUCGAUGGAACCCAAGGUUCUAUCUGAGAGCGAAGCCGGCCAAUCAGUGUCGCGUCAACGAUUCCGAAUCAAAAAUCCUAUUCAAAAGAUCAAAAUGAAGAAGAACACGGUGGUGGUGGAGCCGAUAGUGAUCUUAUCUAAUAUGGAUCAAUUGCCAAAGGUCGAUAAUUAA
Molecule: messenger RNA, 1080 nt
Organism: Caenorhabditis bovis
Lineage: Eukaryota; Metazoa; Nematoda; Chromadorea; Rhabditida; Rhabditidae
Source: the annotation of a GenBank genome assembly